AUGAAGAUGAACAGCUUCUUAAUAUCAAAAUCUGAUGAUGCGGCGUACGAGAGCGUUGAGGGCGAUGAGGAAGACGCAAGUCUCGAAGGACAACCUCAAAACACCUCCAAUCUCAAGAUGCUCUUGAAGAUCCAGCAAUGGGGUGUUGCAGUGACAUGUAUCUCUAUUUUCAGUACAGCCCUUAUCGCAACAAUCCUUCUGCUCCAUCUCGCGCAAACGUCUCGACUUGGACGAUAUGCAAAUAAUAGCCCGACCAAAGGAGCACAUCCAGAGGCUACAGCGAUAGGGAACUUUACUAUCGGCUUUGAUGGAUGUGGAAGUUCGCCAUCCGAAGCCAGAUCAUUGGGCUGCUCCUUUGACAUAUUCGCAAAUGCCUGGAUUCCCGCUUCCUGUUACAAUGCUCUUGUGGCAUCUGACUCCGAGUCUGGGAACACUUACCCUAUAUUCUGGGACUCAAAUCAUACUCACCCUGCGACUCAAGAAGACAUGGAACUUGCGGCAUUUGCCAACAGCAGAGAUAUAACUAGCUUACAAUACUUCCAUGCCGCUAGUGAAUGGCACGUUGCACACUGUUUGCAUUUAUGGCGGUUAGCUGCGAGCGCGGCCGAAUCUCUUACAAAGGGGGUCAAAGGCGUGGGUAUAUACGCUAAAGCGGCUGAUCUACACCAUGCAAUGCACUGUAGCAAAAUUAUCAUGGGGUUCGGUCAAAAGGCUGGGAAGGAUGGUGCUAUAGCACCUGUUAUUGGUAGAUGUGUUGGUAUGGAUGAGAUGUGGAAUCUUUCUUAUGGGAAAAUGUGA
Talaromyces amestolkiae is the source of this 798-nucleotide messenger RNA. RefSeq lists its product as uncharacterized. The transcript has a single exon. Bases 1 to 798 code for a protein of 265 amino acids. Lineage: Eukaryota; Fungi; Ascomycota; Eurotiomycetes; Eurotiales; Trichocomaceae. The record is from RefSeq and is a predicted model, not a curated record.